AUGACAGCCCGUUAUAGAAUUGUGGAGCGUAUUUAUCUCCAACGCUCCAGUUCUGCGACGGACGUCCUCCAGCAGGCAGUAUUGAGGCUAUAUACCACGAUUCUAAACUACCUCAUCCAGGCCAAGCGCUACUUCCAGCAACGAACAGGCACCCGCAUAUUAAAGAGUGGGGUGCUGGUUCAGACCGACUUCCAGGAUCUUCUGGAUAGGAUGGACGCAGAUGAACGCGAAGCUGAUCGCUGCGCCGACUUGGUGAAGACGGAGAUGACCAACGAUGCCGCUGAUCAAUUUGCAAAUAUGUCGUUGGAGAUAAGUAACAUUGCUUUGCUGCGUGAUGCGCUGGAUCGAAUGGAACAGCCUAUCUCCCAGACGCCUCCCCCAGAUAUACAGCGAAGAGAGAUUCUGGACUGGCUCUCAUCGCAGCCCUACUAUGAUCACCACACGGAUAUCAACCCGAAGGUACUAAAAGGGACUUGUCAAUGGGUCGUUCAGCACCCUGACUUUGUUCAAUGGCAAAACGACAGCAAAAACACUCUUUUAUGGCUGCAUGGGAUGCAGGGAUCUGGCAAGAGCUGCCUGACCUCAAUGGUCAUUGACGAGAGCAUGAAAGGCUCUGGUUUGAAUGAGAUGCACUCCCUGGCGUACUUCUAUUGCUCGCGCGACACUGCAGAGCCUCAACGUGCAAACCCCCGCAGCAUCCUUGCAUGCAUUGCGCGGCAGCUUUCUCGUCGAUCCUCGAGUCAACCAAUUGCUCCUCCUACUCUCGCGCUACAUAAAAAGCUUCACUCAAUGGACGGUUCGAUAAAUGCGCCCAGUAUAGCGCAGCUGCGUGAUUUGAUCAAAGAGCUGACAGAGAUAUACGACCGUUCAAUGAUAGUAGUGGACGCCCUUGAUGAGUGCGAGGCCGAGACACGAGGGGAGCUUAUAGAUGCCUUGGAGGCCCUCACUGAAUCAGUCAGUCUGGUCAAGAUCUUUGUUAGCUCACGCGAGGAGGGAGACUUGCGAUUGUCCCUUCAGACUCAUAGCGGGCUUCAUGUCACAUCGCUAGAGAAUGGGGAAGAUAUUCGGAGAUUCGUCGAGUAUGAAACAGAUAGCCUGACUAGGAAGAAUCAGCUUCUUGCUUAUAUUCGGAAAAAGCAGGCCAAGGAGGAAUUAACAAAAUUGAUCAAAGAAGACGUCAUCUCCAAGGCCAACGGCAUGUUUCGCUGGGCGGAGUUGCAGCUACAAAGUCUCCGGGGCAUUCGAACAGAGAAGGACAUCCGAUUGGAAUUGUCUCGGAUCCCUCGGGAUAUUAGUGCCUUAUAUCAAAACAUUUACGAUAAAGCACUCGAAACCACGCAAGAGACGGAUCGGGUCGUGUUCCACAACACCCUCAAGUGGAUGCUUAGUGCACAACGCAAUCUUACGCACCAACACUUCUUCCACGCUGUUACGGCCUUCUCGGAUCUCGAGGCUGAUGAGAUAGACGAAGACUUUCUUUUGGACCUUCUGAGCAACUUCGUUGUCACGUCUACUACUGAAGAUGGAGAUCUUUUUUUCGAUUCGCCCAUCUCUCCUGGAUCGUCCCGAGCAAGUACCUUCAUCUGCGACCUAGGAUUGAAUCCCCUUGAUAUCGCGCCGUUCGUGGAAAUCGGUUCCUAUGAAGAAGGCAUUCACGACUAUUCUCUGGCAUUUUGGGCAAUGCAUUGUGUUCUCGCCAGCGAACAGAACCGAUCGGCGAAAGAUCUACAUAUUCAUGCAUUAUUCCAGUUUUUCUUAUUCGACGACUCAGACGAAAAUUGUCCGCUGAAUUGUUGGGCACACAUUCUCUAUCGUUCAGAGCAAUAUACAUGGAAGAUGAUCCUCAAAAAAUACCAGAGGUCCAUUGACCGAGUGCACUUGCUUGCAUGUGCUUUCGGUUUUGACGAAAUUCUCCGCACGGAAUUGAAUCAUGACCUUGAUGACGGUGUGAAAGAAGAAGGCACCCUGUGGGCCUUUCUGAACGGCCAUCAUUCGACGGCAAAAUUGCUCCUUGGGUCAGAGGGAAAUUCACACCUGCGUGAGCAUGUGCUGCAUCAUCUUGGGGAGUCUUACUUUCAUGGACAGCCUCUCGAUCCCGACCUCGUCCGCUGGCUCCUGAGUCUUGUCGAGCCUGCCGUCAUCACGGAAAAGGUCAUCACCAAUGCAAAUCAUGUCGACAAACAGAUCAUCUCAAUGCUCUUGGACCACAACAGGGAGCUUCGCGUCACAGAAAAAAUGGUUCAAAAGUGUGCGGCUAGCGAAGGUACCAUAGCAGCCUUUUUGAGCCGAGAGCCAAAUCUCGAGGUUGAUUUGGACAUGCUUCUUGCCACCUUGGAGGGCCCAUCAUUUGACAAUGAGCUCAUUGUGAGUAUGAUCAACAGGAUCGACCCAGCAGUCAUUACGUCUGGUGUCAUCUCCCAGGCCGUUUUUUGGUUGGGAUUCCACGACAAUAAACAACUCACGUCUAUACUGCAUCUUCUUUUAGAGCGUGCGGGCCCAAUCCAUGUGACUGACAGCGCCAUGUGCUCGGCCAUCGAGUGCUGCCGCAACAGGGCGGUUGUGGAAACUCUUCUCAACCGGGGCUGGCCAGUGACCCCGUCCGUUGUUAAAUGUGCAGCUAGAUAUUGCACAACGGCCGUUUUCCAACUCAUUUGGGAUGCUGGUGGUGGUCAAAUUACCCCACAGCUGCUCGAAUCUGCUGCUGGUAAUCUUUAUGGAGAAAGAACGGUGACACUUCUGAAAUCAUUGCUGGGCCACCCAGUCGACGAUGAAACAUGGCGCAAAAUGAUGCUUCGCUGCCAUACUCCAGACACGAUGCGGGUCCUUCUUGACAUGAAGCCUAAUUUGCGAGUGCCCGAAGCAGCGCUGCUUGCGCUCGCAGAGAAGAAUGGCAAAAUUCACAGCCGCAAAAUGCUCGCGAUACUUAUGGAAGACAGUCGAGAACUAGAUAUCACUGACUCUGUUGUUGAAGCAGCGUUGGAAAACCAGGAUUACGAUGAGCAUAUACCCAGGCUGUUGGACCGACACGACGCGAGCUUCAUCACAGAGCGCAUGUUACUUGGGGCUGUUCGCAAUGCUCUGUUCGGGGAUCAGAUGACAAAAGCUUUGAUGCACCGGAAGGUCCAAAUUGAGGUCCCAUCCACCCAGCUCAUCAAUGCAGUGAUACUGAAUGUUUAUUCGGGGUUGCGAAUUCUUCGAAUGCUCGAGGCUCACUUUGGACCGUUCGAAUUCACCGAUGAAAAUGUUAAAAAUGCAUUAUCAGGAAGCCUUAACAUGAUGAAGGUCGUCUUUGAGCGCCAAUCGAUACAAGAGGCCAUUCCAUCCAUCCUCUUGAGGACAGCUUCUCAUGGUUAUCCAGACGUGAUGAAGUCCGUUCUCCAGCUUGACAAAGCUGUCGUCACCCGUGAGACACUUAUUGCGGCGGCGGGAAAUCAUAAAUAUGGCCCGGAAAUGCUUCGGAUUCUCUGGAAAGCUGCCCACAAGGUUGAGCUCUGCAUUGAGAUGUUUCUCAACGCAAAGAACGACGAAACCCUUCAGUUCUUGAUCGACCGCGUGGAUGAUGUCCGGUUCGGCGAAGACGUGCUGGAGGCCGCGAUGACCUCCACAACCAUGAACGAAGUUCAGCUCGAUUGCUUAUUGAGCUGUUUCUUGGAUAGCAGUCUCCCGGUCCAGGUGACAAAUGAAAUGGUUGUGAACAACCUAAUUAAGGGUAAUGGAACCAGCCUGUGGCGGGUACUGGUGCCUGAAUUUGGGUUAAAAGUAACCCAGGAAAUGGUCGAUAUCGCGGUUGCGAACCAAGAACCUCAGGUUUUGAGAGAUCUGUUAGCUUUCGGCAACGAGGAUGAACUAGAUGUUCGACAAGCGCAAGCUGUUCUUAAAGAAUGA
This is a messenger RNA of Penicillium canariense, 3885 nucleotides long. RefSeq names its product Galactose oxidase/kelch beta-propeller. Bases 1 to 3885 code for a protein of 1294 amino acids. The transcript has 4 exons. The record is from RefSeq and is a predicted model, not a curated record. Lineage: Eukaryota; Fungi; Ascomycota; Eurotiomycetes; Eurotiales; Aspergillaceae.